ACUGUCGAGGUAAACAUUUAGUAAUCCUUUGUUUUAUAGUUAGUAAACUUUUUAUGUAAUUCAUUAUUUACCUUGUUAUAUUUUGUUUUUGAUCUUUUGUGUAGGUGGAUGCUCGUGGUCUUGUUUCUUCUUCAGAAGAAACUGUUAGUGAACAUUCGAUGAGAGUGAAUCAAGAAAGCAUUGAUAACAAGGGUGAUGAGAAUGAGCAGAAUAAGAAAGUGGAAAGUAAUGCGAACGAUCCUACUGACAUACCGAAAAGCGAUGACGUCGGUGAUUCUAAGGUUCAUAUGAAUGACCAUACUGAUGACAGCGAUGAUAGCGGCAGUGAGGAUAAGGUUGAUCCGAAUGAGACUCGCGAUAGAGAGGAAAGUGAUGAUAGCAAAAAUAGUGAUGAUGACAUGACAGAUGAUAAGAGUGAAAGAGAUGACAGAGCAGGUGAUAUAAAAAAGGAUGAUGAGAGAAGGGAUGGCUCAAGCUAUGGGAAUGCAGUUGACGAGAGGUUCAAUUAUGCGUACAAAGAUCGUGAGGAUGGUGAAAGUUCUGAAAAGAAAGUUGAUGAGGGUAAUGAUGUAUCAAAAGAGAAUGAAAAAGUUAGACAACGUAGCAAAAAGGCUGAUUCUGUUGAUAGUCGUCCUACUUUCAAUCUUCUAGAAUCAAGUACUCAAGGGACUCCUAGUACAUUUGAUUCAGUUGAAAUAAUGGGUCUUACCAAAGCUGUUGAUCUUGCUGAAAUAGAAGCCGGUCUUGUUUCUAAUGUUAAUGCCGUUGAUUCUUUUUUUGAAAAGAAAGUUGAUGAGGGGAUUAAUGUGAUGCAAAAGGGUGAAAAUGAUAUCAAAGAUAGCGAAAAGGUUGAUUUAGUUGAUAGUCGUCCUACUCUCAAUACUUUUGAAGCAAGUACACAAGGGACUUCUAGUACAUUUGACUCAGUUGAAAUACGUGCUAUCGAUAAAGCUGAAAGAGACGCUAUCAAUAAAGCUCAAAUAGACGCUGUUGAUAAAGCUGAAAGAGACGCUGGUCUUCUUGGCAAGGUUUAUGAAGUUGAUGAGGGAUUAGAGGAUGAAUCUAUAUUUGAUGAAGCUUGUCUCAAUGAUCUUGCUUAUGUUUGUGAUCGUAUUGAAAAACAAGCUGCUGAUCGUAUUGAACAACAAGCUGCUGAUCAAGUUGCAAAAGAAGCUUCCGCUGGUCAAGUUGCAAAAGAAGCUUCCGCUGGUCAAGUUGCAAAAGAAGCUUCUGAGUUGCAGAAGGCGUCUUUGAAAGAAAUUACUGUGUAUCGAGGCAGUCCAUCAGAGCAAAUUUCAAAGAUUGCCUCUGAGUUCAAAAUUCCUUAUGCAAAGCCACUAGCAUUUAUCAAGGCUAAAGAGAACGUAAAAUGUGUGAAGAAACUGAAUCCUCUUGACGACAAUGUUGAUGGAGAUAUCCAAUGUGCAGAACUACAAGAUUUUGUUGAUUGGAUUCAGUGUGGCCUGAGGCCUGAUCUUAAGAAAAAGUUUUAUCUAGAUAAUGACAACAUGAUUCGACCAAGAAUGGAUUUUGGAGUGGAACAUAUUUGGAAAAAAUCAUGGUUUUAUGCGAUUAAGUGUAGUGGUCAAUUUUUAACGUCAUCUCAUAUCAAUGUGGUUAUGUAUUACAUCCGCAAGAAAGCCAAGUAUAAGCUGUUAGAUGGUUUGCGAAUUACCACAACUGACUGUCUGUUUGACGAUAGAAUGUGUGCAACGUAUGUGGCAUAUACAAAAAAGAAGAAGCAUGAUGUAUCUACUGUCAGUGAGCGUGGUACUGUAGCUGAUUUUAUUCGUGGAGAUAAGUCAGAAACAUUGGAUUUUGGGACGUUUGGUCUUUAA
Mercurialis annua (annual mercury) is the source of this 1838-nucleotide messenger RNA. Its product is annotated as protein IFH1-like. The transcript is spliced from 10 exons. The record is from RefSeq and is a predicted model, not a curated record. Lineage: Eukaryota; Viridiplantae; Streptophyta; Magnoliopsida; Malpighiales; Euphorbiaceae. The coding region runs from base 159 to 1838 and encodes 559 amino acids.